AUGCCAACCGCUCCUAAGAAAGAGGUGCUCGUCGCUGCCUUACAGGACGUGCGCCCGCUUGCGUCGAUCCUUCGUGGUGUAUCCUUCACAGACUCGCCCAGAGCUACAAUCGGUAUCUCGGACGCCGGACUGAUGGUUACCGUUGAUUAUAAGAAAGUAUUGCGCGCCUCUGCCUACCUAUACGCCCAGAUGUUCAACGAGUACAUAUACAACAAACCGGUCACUGAAAGGCAAGAAAUGGAGGAAGAAGAGUCCAGUCCGAUUAUAGAAAUCAAACUUAGUCUUUUGCUCAACGCCCUCGAUAUCUUCGGCGGGGCGGGCCUUGGGGUUCCUGCGGGCCUGGACAAGGAGAAGGCCGGAAAGACGAGAGACGACUGGAACAUGAAUGGGAUCGAUAGGAUCGAUGGCGAUGAGAAGAAGAAGGCGACUGCUAUGAGGCUCACUUGGCUAGGUGAAGGGCAUCGACUGAAGAUUCAUCUUUCCGAGGAUCUAUUUGUCAGCACAGUUUGCGAACUGGCUACGUUCGAGCGUGAUCCGCCUAUGGAUCUUCCUUUCAAUCCUAACGAUGUAGCUGUGAAGAUCAUCAUGAAGUCGACUUGGCUUCGUGAUGCACUGUCUGAGAUAGACCCAAGGAGCGAGAAACUGGUGAUCAUGUGUACACCUGAAGCCCAUCGCUUGAGUCGAGGCGGGAAUCGCAAGUCAACUCUACGACUGAAGGCUAGUGGGACUUGGGGCACGAGUAUUAUGGAUUACCCCGACACCAAAGACGUGCUUGAAGUUGCCGAAUUCGCGACGGAUGAACCCAUGAUGUUUACCUAUCGUUUUGAGCACUUCGCGAAAGCAAUGCCGGCCCUUCGCAACUCUUUCAAAACUUCUCUGCGCAUGGAUUCUAAGGGUGUCCUCAGCCUGCAGUUUAUGAUACCUUUCCGGAGACCUAGGGCGGGAAGGGAUGACGGAGCAGCCCCUUCAGAGAACUUCAUUGAGUUUAAUUGUGCUGCUUUGCUGGAUGAUGUAUGA
Molecule: messenger RNA, 1017 nt
Organism: Dacryopinax primogenitus
Lineage: Eukaryota; Fungi; Basidiomycota; Dacrymycetes; Dacrymycetales; Dacrymycetaceae
Product: Rad1-domain-containing protein
Exons: 9
Coding region: 1-1017 (338 amino acids)
Biological process (GO): DNA damage checkpoint signaling; DNA repair
Cellular component (GO): checkpoint clamp complex
Source: RefSeq, a predicted model, not a curated record